Messenger RNA from Dermatophagoides farinae (American house dust mite), 1498 nucleotides. The record is from RefSeq and is a predicted model, not a curated record. NCBI's taxonomy places the organism in Eukaryota, Metazoa, Arthropoda, Arachnida, Sarcoptiformes, Pyroglyphidae.
AACAAAUGGACAACAACAACAAUCUCAACAAUCGCCACAAGGCCAAUCUAUAAUAAACAAUAAUACAACACAGCAACAACAACAACAACAACAACAAUCGACCAAUAAUAAUCAUAAUAAUAUGACAACAACGACGAAUAAUUGUAACAACAACAACAACAACAACACAUCGAAUCAUACAUCAACAAAUUCAAGUGAUGUUGUCAAUCAUGAUGGAUCAUCAUCAUAUGAUCAAGAUUUGAAAAUGUUCAUCGGUGGACUUAGUUGGCAAACAGCGCCUGAAGGCCUUCGGGAAUAUUUUAGUAAAUUUGGUGAUAUAACCGAAGUGAUGGUCAUGAAAGAUCCAACAACGCGGAGAUCUCGUGGUUUUGGCUUCGUAACGUUUGCCGAUUCGUCCAGUGUGGACAAAGUACUUAUGAAUGGACCACAUGAAUUGGAUGGCAAAAAGAUCGACCCCAAGAUUGCCUUUCCUAAACGAGCACAUCCAAAAAUGGUUACACGAACGAAAAAAGUAUUUGUCGGUGGUCUAUCAGCGCCUACCACUAUAGAUGACGUCAAAAACUAUUUCCAACAAUUUGGUCGGAUUGAAGACGCAAUGUUAAUGUUCGACAAACAGACCAAUCGUCAUAGAGGAUUCGGUUUUGUCACAUUCGAAAGUGAAGAUGUUGUCGACAAAGUUUGUGAAGUACAUUUUCAUGAGAUUAAUAAUAAAAUGGUUGAAUGCAAAAAAGCACAACCAAAAGAAGUAAUGAUGCCCAAUAAUGUUUCACGUGGUGGCCGAACUACAGAUUUGGUUUGGCCGCUUGGAGCACUAGCCGAUGAUCCUACUACAAGAGCAGCUGCUGCAGCUGCUUGCCUUGCUGCUGGUCCCACUGCUAAAGCCAUCUAUCAUCUUUGCAGCGGUGGACCAGAUUUGACACGCGCCAAUGGUGCAGCCGGAAAUGCCGGUGGCGCCGGUGCCGGUCUUUCACUUGCAGAUCACGCUUGCUCGCCAAGUUUUCCCGCAGCCUAUGCAGCUGGUUAUGCUGGCCGUGGUGGUUAUCCAAGUUAUCCCGGUUUUGGCUACCCAUUUACAGGUAGCGUGGACGGUGUGCUUCCGGUAUCCAGUUAUUGUUUACCAUUUUUGCCUAGUCAAAUGUUUGCAUCAGCGGCAGCGGCAGCAGCCGCUGCAGCUUCAAAUGGUAAUGCUGCAGCUGCGGCAGCAGCAGCAGCCGUUACGAACGGUUUGACAACGAUAACCACCAACAAUAAUCAUCAUAGCCAUCCACAAUCACAACCUCAACCUCAACCACCACCACCACCACCACCGUCACAUCAUCACCAUCAUCAUCAGCUAACACAAUCACAACCCGGCAGCGGCCACAAUUUUGCAACUGGUCAUCAAGUGAACGAUAUUAUAAUGAGUGGCCAUCAUCAUCUAAUGGCUGGACCACAUAAAUUACGUGUGUAAAUAAUUUUUUUUUUUUUGACAUAUAACAACAAAUUGUUAUCAAAAAAA